AUGCGGCAUUCAAGGGCUCUUGCUAGGCUCUGCAAUCCAGGACGCUGCUACAAGCAGGGAGCUCAUUCAUACUCCACGAACAGUCCAUUUGCAUCUUUUAUUUCAGAUGUAAAAAUUCCAGAGUCAGUAGCAGCUUCUGUAGAAGAAGCGCGUCGGAGUGCCCCGAGACUUAGUUCACUGGGAGACAUAGAAAUUCCCUCGAUCGUUCCAUCAUCCACCACUUCUCUGUUUGCUGCACGGGCUGCUCAGAGGCAGAAGAGGCAGUUGACUGAAGCUGCGCCCAAAAAGGUCGAGGCUAAAGUUGUAAACACACCGAAACCAACUUCGCUGCUAUCUAGAAGGUCUCAAAGAAUCCCGAAAGACGAGGAGAGACGUCCCAAUGAUGGACCCUCGAACCCGCAAACUGCCCCUGCUCACCCUCGUUCGAGACGGCCCCUUCCUGCGGAGACUACUAGGUCAGCACCAGCAGAAAUGCGCACAGACCGGCGAAGGGAAAGUCCAAGGGUUCCCAAGCCAAGCCGUGUUGUUAAGCCUACACCUCUCAAGGAUCUCAAUGAAACCGACACACCCGCUCCGCCAGCAUUGCAUGUUAGUUUCAACAACACUGACUUGUCGGAGCUGUUCAGUUCACCGGCCCCCAUUCCCUAUAUCGCUCAGCCAUCAAUUGCCCAGUCACGCAUUGACUCUCGGGUGCAACUCUUGAAAGAACGUGCCGGCGAUUACUCGCGAUAUCUUCCGGGAAACAUUAAAUCCACAACACAGACGCCAGGGUCAAUAGAUUACGCGAAGUUGAUUUUGGCUCGUAGGAGAGAAGUUGGAUUAAGGCCGAGGCGCGCCGCCGUGGAGCUCAUGCAUCAAGCAGGACUUAGUCCCACGUCAGUCCCUGCAAUUUCAUCGUAA
Molecule: messenger RNA, 900 nt
Organism: Suillus plorans
Lineage: Eukaryota; Fungi; Basidiomycota; Agaricomycetes; Boletales; Suillaceae
Exons: 3
Coding region: 1-900 (299 amino acids)
Source: RefSeq, a predicted model, not a curated record